AUGGCCACUCGUAACCUUGAAGUACCCAGAGCCCCAGGGUUGAACCUCCGGAUUUACCAGGACAACGGUUCUCUUCUGGCUGCCCUGGAAAUCCCAACUGACCCACAUUAUCGAUACGUUUCUGCCGAAAUGCUCUAUCGAUACUGUUCACUAAUAUUUCUUUUUCCCGACGAGAACGAGUGGGCAAUUUACAAAUUGCGGAGGAACGGCACAACAGGCGCUGCACUCCGGUCUAGCAGUCGGGCUUCAGUCGGUCCCGGCGGCUACAUUGUCCUUGAUACAAAUGGAAAUCCCACUACCGUCAACCUCACAACUGAGUGUGCUCCACGCCGCGUCAGAACUCGUGACAUCAAUUCCCAAGUCCAGGGUCGGCAUGAACGAGACCGCUUGCAGAAGUCAUUUCGCGACAGCCUCCGCAACAGAGACAGGUGUUGUACAGUUACCGGGCCAUCUACCCUUGUUAUCGAAGACCAGCCUUUCCAAGGUGUUGAUGCUACGCAUGUCUUCCCUGUAAGCAUGCUGGAGCAAUGGAGACGAGACGGAUACCGGCGCUAUAUUACGGACACUCGCCCCAAUAGUGAGAUUGGAGAAUCUGGCCUCUAUUCUGCUCAGAAUGGGCUUCUCCUCCGCGCGGAUAUGCACGCAUACUUUGAUGCCUUCCAAAUUGGAAUUGAUCCUGAUGCUGAUUACAAGAUUAUUUUAUUCGGAAAGGAUACUACGGGAAUGGGUGGCACUCGUCUCCGAGACUCUGCCAGAAGCGGAACCCAGCGUGUGAGCCCGGAUCUCCUUCGUUGGCAUCUGCGGAUGUGCCUGUACAAUGGAUUAAGGGCCAAUGCCGAACCAGUGCCGAUUUGGGAGGAGGAUCUUGAGGAAGAUCCAAUGGGCAGCAUUUUCAUGCAGCCAGACGCAGCUGAACGAAUGGAAGUUGAGCUUUUCACCCGCCUGGGAGGACUGGUAGCGUGA
This is a messenger RNA of Penicillium hordei, 963 nucleotides long. RefSeq names its product HNH endonuclease signature motif containing protein. The record is from RefSeq and is a predicted model, not a curated record. The transcript is spliced from 5 exons. Bases 1 to 963 code for a protein of 320 amino acids. Lineage: Eukaryota; Fungi; Ascomycota; Eurotiomycetes; Eurotiales; Aspergillaceae.